This is a messenger RNA of Drepanopeziza brunnea f. sp. 'multigermtubi' MB_m1, 1278 nucleotides long. RefSeq lists its product as uncharacterized. Gene Ontology annotation, biological process: tricarboxylic acid cycle. The record is from RefSeq and is a predicted model, not a curated record. Gene Ontology annotation, cellular component: oxoglutarate dehydrogenase complex; mitochondrion. Gene Ontology annotation, molecular function: dihydrolipoyllysine-residue succinyltransferase activity. NCBI's taxonomy places the organism in Eukaryota, Fungi, Ascomycota, Leotiomycetes, Helotiales, Drepanopezizaceae.
AUGCUUUCAAUCCGUGUCGCUUCGCGCUUCCUCAGGGCCAGACCCAGCCCUCCAUUGCGACACCCUUUUCCUGCCAUCGCCCAGCAGUUCCGAUAUUAUGCAGACAAGGUCGUCCAAGUCCCGCAGAUGGCGGAAUCGAUCAGUGAAGGAACCCUCAAGCAGUGGUCGAAACAGAUUGGAGACUAUGUGGAACAGGAUGAGGAGAUUGCCACCAUUGAGACAGAUAAGAUCGAUGUCGCCGUUAAUGCGCCGGAAGCCGGAACAAUCAAGGAGUUUCUUGCCAAUGAGGAUGACACAGUGACUGUCGGUCAGGAUCUCGUGAGAAUGGAGCUUGGAGAAGCACCCGAGGGUGGAUCGAAAGAGAAGGCCUCCAGUGAACCAAAGGAGCCAGCAUCCAAAGAACAGCCAACAAGCUCUGACCCGGAUCCAUCGAAGAAGGACGAGUCGAAGUCCGCGAGCUCUUCCCCUCCCUCUACAGAAAAGAAGCCAGCACCCAAGAAAGAGACGCCUCCUCCGCAACAACCAGUGCCAAAGACCGAUUCCCAAUCCGACUCUGCUCCUACACUUGGCAACCGGGAAGAGAGACGCGUUAAGAUGAACAGGAUGCGCCUUCGUAUCGCCGAACGCCUAAAGCAAUCUCAGAAUACCGCUGCGUCCCUGACGACUUUCAACGAGGUCGACAUGUCAUCUCUGAUGGAGUUCCGAAGACUGUACAAGGAUGAUGUUCUGAAGAAGACCGGGGUGAAGCUUGGAUUCAUGAGUGCUUUUUCGCGUGCCUCUGUUCUUGCAAUGCGCGACAUUCCGGCUGUCAACGCCUCUAUCGAGGGUCCAAACGGUGGUGAUACUAUCGUGUACCGGGACUAUGUCGACAUCAGCGUUGCUGUUGCAACGGAAAAGGGGUUGGUCACUCCGGUCGUUCGUAACACCGAGACAAUGGACUUGGUCGGUAUUGAGAAGUCGAUCGCUGAGUUAGGCAAGAAGGCUCGUGACAGCAAGCUUACUAUUGAGGACAUGGCUGGAGGGACUUUCACAAUCAGCAACGGUGGAGUAUUUGGUUCGUUGAUGGGAACUCCUAUCAUCAACCUUCCUCAGACAGCUGUUCUGGGCCUUCAUGCUAUUAAAGACAAGCCUGUUGUUGUCAACGGUCAAAUCGUGAUCCGUCCUAUGAUGUACCUGGCGUUGACGUACGACCAUCGUCUCUUGGAUGGUAGGGAAGCUGUGCAAUUCUUGGUGAAGAUCAAAGAAUACAUCGAGGACCCUCGACGGAUGCUUUUGUAA